Hibiscus syriacus is the source of this 1452-nucleotide messenger RNA. Its product is annotated as patatin-like protein 1. The record is from RefSeq and is a predicted model, not a curated record. Gene Ontology annotation, molecular function: monoacylglycerol lipase activity; glycerophospholipase activity. The coding region runs from base 4 to 1218 and encodes 404 amino acids. The transcript has 7 exons. NCBI's taxonomy places the organism in Eukaryota, Viridiplantae, Streptophyta, Magnoliopsida, Malvales, Malvaceae. Gene Ontology annotation, biological process: lipid metabolic process.
CAAAUGGAGAGAAGUGUAUCCGACAACCAACCAUCGGUAUAUGGAAAUCUUAUCACUGUUCUCAGUAUUGAUGGAGGUGGGAUUCGAGGAAUCAUUCCUGGAGUUAUCCUCAAUAGACUCGAAUAUGAACUUCAGAUACUAGACGGUAACGAUGUUAGGCUUGCGGAUUACUUCGACGUGAUCACAGGGACAAGCACAGGUGGUCUCAUAACAGCCAUGUUAGCCGGCCCAAAUGAACAUGGCCGCCCUCUAUUUGCUGCUAAAGAUAUAGUGCCAUUUUGCCUUAAAAAUGGCCCUCAAAUUUUCCCACAGCCAAGUGGAAUCUUGGCUUGGGCUUCGAAAAUACCGAAAGCUCUAGCGGGACCAAGAUACGAUGACAAGUAUCUUUUCAAGCUGGUAAGAGACUUAUUAGGGAACACAAAAUUGCAUCAAACCUUGACCAAAUUAGUCGCCAUUCCUACUUUCGACAUCAAGAAACUUCAGCCAACCAUCUUCUCCGGCUAUCAGAUUCCUAUAAAUCCAGCCAUUGACGCCCUAUUAUCAGACGUCUGCAUAGCAACAUCCGCAACACCAACUUAUUUCCCACCAUAUUAUUUCGAGAACAAGGAAAAAGAGUUCAACCUAAUCGAUGGAGGCAUCGCAGCAAACAAUCCCACACUGGUGGCCAUACGAGAAGUGACGAAACAGAUAAUGAAAGAUAACCCAGAGUUUUCCCGGAUAGAUCCAAUGGAUUACAGUUACACCCGAUUCCACGUCAUCUCGUUAGGCGCAGGAUCCAACAGGCGUGAAAAGAAAUACGAUGCUAAAACGGCCUCCAAAUGGGGUGUAAUAAGCUGGUUAUUUGAAGAUAACAAUAGCCCUAUAUUUGAUUUCUUUGGCGAAGCCAGCAAAGAUAUGGUUGAUUACCAUAACUCCGUCGUCUUCAAAGCCCUUCAUUCCCAGGAAAAUUAUCUCCCGAUCGACAUUAGACGAUACCUAACCGGGGAAAUGGCCUCCAUCGAUGUAUCGACAAAAGUGAACAUGGAAAAGCUCGUAGAAAUCGAAGUGAAGUUACUCGACAAAACUGUUUCACGCAUCGGUUUAGACACCGGCCAUUACGAACCAGUCGAAGGUGGUGGCACCAACGCGGAAGCACUGAAAAGGUUUGCAAAACUGCUGUCGGAUGAAAAGAAACUGAGGGGAUCCAACUCGCCAACCUCGCAGGACAAGUCUUCUUAGCAUAUGUUUUGUAGUUCACUUAAUUUAUGAAUCAAUUACAGUUUUUUGAAUGACACGCUUUGCAUUGGUUCUAUUUUCUGAGUGCCUCAUUUGUUCUUCUCUUUUUCUUUCCUUUAACCUAUUAUGGUCUCUGUUAAUUUGUUGGAUGAAAAUAUGAAAGCACUGACUUAAACAUGUAUUAAAAAAAUGUCAACUUAAAUUCAUAAAAUUGAAAUAAAUUUUGUAUUUUAAUAA